This is a messenger RNA of Mya arenaria, 5569 nucleotides long. Its product is annotated as ubiquitin carboxyl-terminal hydrolase 10-like. The coding region runs from base 94 to 2937 and encodes 947 amino acids. Gene Ontology annotation, cellular component: cytosol; nucleus. The transcript is spliced from 15 exons. Gene Ontology annotation, biological process: protein deubiquitination; DNA damage response, signal transduction by p53 class mediator; regulation of autophagy. NCBI's taxonomy places the organism in Eukaryota, Metazoa, Mollusca, Bivalvia, Myida, Myidae. Gene Ontology annotation, molecular function: cysteine-type endopeptidase activity; cysteine-type deubiquitinase activity. The record is from RefSeq and is a predicted model, not a curated record.
AAACAAUCAAUAAGAAUUUCCGUUUACGCAUGCGCGUUAAAAAAAUCAUGGCGAUUUCUCCACGAAACGUUUGCUGACAAAAAAUAGCCGAUUAUGGGGUCUUUUGAAAAGGAUAUUGUAUUCGGGGAGUUUGAAGAUUUAUUAUGUCAGGAUCCUGAUGAGCAUGCAAAAGUCUUCAACAUCCUUCAUGGACAGACACGUCAGGCACCAAUAAAAGUAGAGUUCCCAUGGGAUAAAGAUGAGGAUAGUGAGGCUUGUGGAGGGAGCCAUGAAAUCCCUGUAAAAUCCUGGGCUGAGGAGGAAAUCUCCUUCAUGGAUGACAGACACAUGCCAGUGUACCAGCCCACUGACAUGCAUUCUGGUAUCACAUUUGGGGAAGUGUCAGCCCCAUUUACAGACCUGGGUCCAUACCAAGGCCAACGUGUACUGCAUCAGUACAAUCAUAACCCAUAUGAGGGGCAAGGGAUAGCACCAGCUAUGAUGAACACUGGUUUAAUUGAUGAAAGUGAAGAUUUUGCCAACCAACAGUCAAAACUUAAAUCUAGUUUGAAACCAUAUGAAAGAAGAAACAAAAAGAAACGUCCCCCAGAUUAUUACAAACAAACAGAAUCCUUUAAAGAACAUGGCUAUCCCCAGCACACAAUGUCUGCAGUGCCAGUUCCCAUCAUUCCCACAGACUUUUCUGUCCCACCCCCAGGACACCCCGCCUUGUUUAGAGCUGGCCCAGACCCCAGAAUCACUGCUACAAACAUUGGUGGUCCUAAUGUUACAUUGGGGCCAAAUGGAUCUAAUCCAAAUGCCUUUAGUGUUCAGCCAGUUAUUCCUCCAGGUAACCUGUUACAUAACACACAAGGUGGGAAUAUUGGAAUGCCUGUGGGCAUGGCUAGUUUCCCUGACCCCAGAACAAUGGGACACGAUCCCAACCAUGGUGCAAGACUUCCAUCCCAAACACCCAGCCCUAAUGUUAAUUAUCAAAGUGACGAACUCAUGGAAGUCGUUGUGGAUAAUAGUGAUAAAAAUGUUUAUAACGACAGUUCAGUCCACAUUCCAGAUAGAACUGUCUCCUAUCAGAAUCAAGACCAUGAUCGGACUAGAUUUGAAAAGAAUGUAGUUGGUGCAAAUUAUGCGAGUGAAAGUAGUAACAGUGUUAAUGUGUUAUCUCAUUCUGAUAUGUUCAAAAAUCAAGAAAUGUCUGCCGUGACUAAUUCUAAUAAAGACGUUGGAGCAAGGGUCACUAGAGUGGAUGUAUCAAUUAAAGAUGCUCCUUUUGUGGAGAGUUCUAGUCCAGUUCAAACUGUGCAAGAAACUAAUAGCAUUAAAGGUAGACAGCCAAUUAUUCAAAAUGAACACGUUGAUAAUACAACUAUAAACCAAGAGGUCUGUGAAAAAUGUGUCGGUGAUGAAGAAACCACAGAGGCAGCUAGGGAUGAAACAAACAGUGCAAAUGAUGAAAUCGGUGCAAAACAAUCUGAAAAUUUAAAAAAUGUGAAAGAAAUUCUAGAACCUGGACUAGCUUCAGAACCAGCUCCUAAACCAGAGGCACCUAAGCUAUCCUCGUGGGCAAGUUUGUUUAAAGGCAAGACAGGUAACACAGCUGGUGAUGGGCAGGGGUUGAAGAGUUACAGGGAGGAAAACACAGCCGAGAAUCAUGGGAAAGAGGAGAGACCCGGGCUAGAGUCACCUCCCUGUACCGUUUCUGCUGCUGAAGACAGCGCAGCUAAGGACCUGGGAGAGCUGAUAUCACGCAUGUCCAUCAGUCACGGGACAGUGGCCCUCCAACCUCGAGGCCUGGUGAACAAGGGAAACUGGUGCUACAUCAACGGGACCCUGCAGGCCCUGAUAGCGUGCCCACCGUUUUACAACCUGUUGCGGGGCCUUCCUCGCUACCCUGCUUUGUCACGAGGCCCUUCCUCCACUCCCAUUCUCGACUCACUUGUGGAGUUUGUUCAUGAGUUUCACCCCAUGUCCAGAAACAAUGCUGACAAAGGUCAACCCAAGGGAACACGUGAUAUCACCCCGGGGCCAUCGUUUGAACCAACCUAUGUGUACAGGAUGCUGCAAGUCAUUGCUGUUAAUCCACAUUUCAAGUUGGGAAAGCAAGAAGAUGCUGAGGAAUUUCUCAGCUGUAUUCUCGAUGGAAUGCACGAAGAAAUGUCAGCUGCUGUCAACCUCAACUGCCAGUCUGAACAUACAGACGAUGAGCAAGGGGAGGAGGGUCAGACGAAUGGUUUUGUUGCGGCAGACGAGCCUGCAGACGAGGAUGCCUGGGAGCAGGUCGGACCAAAGAAAAAGUCCGUUUUCACACGCACGGCUAAUUUUUCCAAGAGUCCGAUAGCCGACAUAUUUGCGGGGAUUUUGCGUUCAGCUGUGUACAAGACCUCUGCCAAGGAGACGGCCACACUCCAGCCAUUCUUCACACUGCAGCUGGACAUACAGUCUGAGCGAGUGUGGUCGGUUCAAGAUGCACUGGAGGAGUUGGUUAGCAAGGAACAGAUCAGUGGCUACACCUGUCCUAGCACAAACGCUGAGGUUGAUGUCAGUAAGAAGCUGUCCCUAGAAGAGCUGCCCCCUGUGCUGAUCCUUCAUCUCAAGUGUUUCGUUUACAACAAAGAUGGCGGCUCACAGAAGCUCAUGAAGAAGGUCGACUACAAGGUUGAACUGGAAAUCACUAAAGACCUGUUGUCACCGAAUGCCCGCAACAAACUCUCCAUUCAGCAAAGAUCGUACAAGCUGUUUGCAGUUGUUUACCACCAUGGGAAGAAGUCUACAGGCGGUGGCCACUACACAACCAACGUGUUUCACCCUGGCAUCACUGGCUGGGUGAACUUCGACGACAGUAAUGUAAAAACUGUCACAGUUAAUCAGGUGCUGCGGUACGCCCCACCCAGGGUACCGUACCUCCUUUACUACAGGAGGCUUGAUAGCCAGAGAGACUAGUUAGGGAACCAUAGCUGUGCUAAUAAAGCUCCCAGGCUUACAAAACAGACCGAUUCACAUUGGCUUCAAAUAUGUUGUAGUUGAUUUUGGUGUGUUAUAUAUGGUAUAUGAAACGCUGUCAUAGAGAGGCUGUACAGCUGGAGAGACUUGACUCAGUUUUUCACAUAAAUAUUGAGAACUGUAUGUGUUUAAAUUGCAGCACCAUUGCCAGCCAAUCAAAGUUUUGUAUCAGUUUCAAUAAGAUCACCAUGGCAGUCAUGCUAGGCAAUAAGACUUUUGCAUCUGUUUCAAUAAGACCACUUAAUAGUUUGGUAUCAAGAUUAGCUUCUAGUAUGGGCAUAGCAGAUUUUUAGAAAAUUAUUCAGCUUGUUUUAAAUCAUGUCCCCGAUCAUACAAUUUUACAUACUGUGUGUGUGUGUAUAUAUAUAUAUAUACAUCAUAUAUAUAAAUAUAUAUAUAUAUAUAUGUAUGAUACAUACAAAACUUUAAUGACUAAUGACUAUAUAAAUAUAAUAUAAUAAUUAUUGAUUAGUGUCCCUUCAUCUUCUGUGCAGUGUUUAGUCUUGGCCAAAACUGUUCCAAGUCUUACAUGAAACUUAGCACCUGUGACCAGGGACAAUUUGCACAGGUGUAAGCAGCUUAAAACAUCAGAGGGGAUCAUUUACAUUUAAUAUAUAUUUGAUAAAAUUUCUUUACGGAAGUUUUGUUAAGCAUUCAACCUCAUACAUGUUCAUUCUCUCAUAAAGGCUAUGUUAAUUAGACAUUAUUUGUGUUAUAUGAUACAACCACUCAUUCUGUGAAUGUUUGCCUUGUAUCACCAGUGUAUUGUAUCCAUAAACCAUUGGAAUACAUAAACUGUGCAAAAACUUGAAAGUUUUUAUGAUCGACAAUAUAUUAUUUACGAUUUAAAGAUAUGUUCUGUUUCAUGUUUGAAAUAUUUGUACAAUAGUUGAAUGGUAUGCUGUUUAUGAAUCCAUACAUUUGUCAGGAAGUUAUAGGAGUUCUUGUUAUUUAUUGUCUUUGAUACUUACAAACCAAUGCUUGGAUUUGAUGCUCUUAUCUAUAAUGCUUCUACACGUUUGGUGCUGCAAGAAACUGAUCAAAAAUUUGUACCAAACCAGUGUAUGUGUGUCUAAAGAUUGAUUGAUGACUUUUAACUUGUCUUUUUUCAAAGAAGAAAAGUCGAGAUAUCUGGGUCGUUAUGUCGUUGUCAGGUGGGAGGUUAACCGGGGUCAUAAAUGAAAAAAACCCCGCUGAGAUCCAAGAUAAUCAAAUUAAACUAUGUAAACAUGGUGCCAGUAACAAUGUGCACAUGUACAACAAGGCCCAUAACUCUGGCUUAAAUGUUUGAGUUAUGCCCCUUGUUCAACAGCAAAACAAAACUAUUCAGCGAUUGCUUUGCUGCGUUCCUGGUUAUAUGAAUAUUACUGUAGAUUGUUAUACUUUCUUGGGGUCCUUUUUUGGUGGUUUUGGCAAUUUUGGAAGGUAUAAUAUUAGUGAGGCCAUUAGAUAUUGAUAAACAUGGAAAAGGUACAUAAAUCUAUUACUGAAUAGGUUUUGAUGAUUUUGCGAAUUCUGAAUAUUAAAUGCAUUACAUGUAUAAACAUUAUAUACUUAUAUCUUGUUAUUUUGACUGCUAAUCUAUCACAAAAUCUUAAGAUGUUUUUAGCUGGUCUGGUUUUGGAAGACAAGGGCAAGGUUUCAUAAGAGCAUUGGUAUUCAUGUCUGCGUCAAUGUGCAAAAUCCUCAACUCUGGCCUUAACUAAUAAGUAAGAGUUCAAGAUAUAUGUUAUAUAGAUCUUGGUACAAAUAUUCUAAACACAUGUUGACAGAAAAAACACAAUUUGUUGAGUAAUGCCCCAUUUAGAAAACCAACAAGUUUGGCCACGAUGAUGCUACCCUUGUCUUGCAUUGUUAUCUUAGUGCAUUUUUGUGUAUUGUUAAGCAUUGUUUCUCGUUUAUUCGUUCAUGUAGAUCCCUUUUUUUGAAAACUAUUCAAUCCAAAACCUGACCUAAAUUGCGUGCUGUAUUGUGUACAUGUUUUUUCCUUUAUUUUAUUUGAACUAUCAUACUGACUUGUCCUAAAUACAAUGCCAAUGUAAUAAUGUAAGUUUGUGUCUUUGUGUUAGUUUUUCAUUAUAGUGAGUUUUCUCUUAAAGAGAGUCUUUUAUAUCUGCAUUUACACAUAGAUACUUGCAUUUGCACAUAUAGUGUUUACAUUAAACAUUUUGAAUGCAAUUGUAAACAUUGGGAAUUAGAAGGAAAACCAAUGCCAUAGUUUCUCCUUAUAUUUUUUUUUAAUUUUCUUUCAAACAUGCUAUGUGGCGAAAAUGGAGGGUAUGAUAAUGCUUGUUACCUUAUCUUAGUCAGAUAUAAGCCUUGUGGUUAUCAAGAGUGCAUUGUAAGAGAUGGCUUUAUUGAAUUAAAUAUAUUCUAUAAUAUGUAAACUAGAGAAGAUAAAAAAAAUAUAUUUUAACUAAUGAUAAUGAUGAUGACUGUGUGAACUGUUGCAUGAAAUUUAAACAAUACCAUGUUAAAUAUAUAAAAGAGUUGUUAAGAGUCAGUUUCUCUAUAAAGAUAAAUGACUGUACCCUUUUGUAAAUAUCUCAUUGACAAUAAAGUUUCCAUGCUA